AUAACAUCACAACUUUAAAUGUACAUAUCGUUUCAUUCUCUGAAUCAUACCUGUUACGACGAAUAUAAUAAAUUCUUCCAUACUCGUGUAAAAAGUUUUCUUACUAUGUUCUAUUUUUAACUUUAAAAGGCUCACCCUGUAAAUUUUUGUGAGAACAUUUUUGAAAACAAUAAUUCCAUCUAAUCAAUAUAACUUAUCUACGUCACUAUCUUUGAGAGAACGCUGUUGAGAGGUGUUUAUAUAAAUACCGGCACGCUAGAAGUGUUUAUUCAUUCCAUUAGCUUCACUAGUUCUGUUCGUGAUUUAUAUACUAACAUUUCAACAAUGAAUUCCAUUCUAAUUACUGGAUGCAAUCGAGGAUUAGGACUCGGUAUAGUAAAAGAAUUACUGCUUUUACCAAACGUCCCGAAAUACAUUUUUGCCACCUGUCGUGAUCAGUCAAAAGCAAAAGAACUUCAAGAGCUGGCUGCUAAACAUUCCAACAUAUAUAUAUUGGAAAUUGAUUUGCUAAAAUACAGUGAUUAUGCAAAUUUGGUUCAAAAAGUUGAUGAAAUCACAAAAGGAGAAGGUCUCAACGUGCUUUUCAACAAUGCAGGUAUAGCAAAGUGGGAAAGAAGUAUUGAUGACAUUGAGGCUGAAAACUUGCUUUCCAUAUAUGAAACAAAUUCUGUUGCGCCUUUACUUCUUGCAAAAGCUUUCGUACCAUUAUUGAAAAAAGCAUCGAAAGCCAAUGAAAAGAAACCAAUGGGAUUGGAACGUGCUGCUAUAUUAAAUAUGAGCUCAAGAGUUGGCUCUAUUGAUGAUAAUACCAGUGGUGGUCUAUAUUCUUAUCGUAUGUCUAAAGCGGCUUUGAACAUGGCAACAAAAUCAUUAAGCAUAAAUUUGAAGGAAGAAAAAAUAUUAUGUGUGACUUUGCAUCCUGGUUGGGUACAAACUGACAUGGGCGGAGCAAAUGCACCAUUAGAUGUGGAAACAAGCACCAAAUUAUUAGUUCAAAAUGUUAUAAGUUUUAAUGAAAAACAUAAUGGUGAAUUUUAUCAAUAUGAUGGUAAACAAUUGCCUUGGUAAUAUGAUAAAAAUAUUCAAAUAUUUUGUUGUUAUCAA
Messenger RNA from Teleopsis dalmanni, 1104 nucleotides. Its product is annotated as C-factor-like. The record is from RefSeq and is a predicted model, not a curated record. The coding region runs from base 325 to 1068 and encodes 247 amino acids. The transcript has 5 exons. Lineage: Eukaryota; Metazoa; Arthropoda; Insecta; Diptera; Diopsidae.